AGAAAGCAAGAGCUGCAAUUUUUUUAUCACUUGAUGAGUUAUGGGAUAAAUCCGAUGAAAUGGGUUUAAAAGCUUCUGUCUUAGAUCUACGCGCACUAAAAUUGCUUUCAUUUGCCACAGUUCAAGAGCAAGAAGAUACAGAAGCCCAAAUCCGUACAGAAUUAUCACUAUUAAAAUCUCAAUUAACUAAUUCAAAUAAUAAUGAAGAGAUAGAAAAAAAUUCAGUAAAUAUAAAUGAAGACCCCCAAGAUUCUUUAAGUGCAGAAUUAUGGAGGUCAUUUUCAAUAUCUGAUCAAGCCACCACUGAAGAUGAAUUCACGUGA
This is a messenger RNA of Racocetra persica, 323 nucleotides long. NCBI's taxonomy places the organism in Eukaryota, Fungi, Glomeromycota, Glomeromycetes, Diversisporales, Gigasporaceae. The record is from the annotation of a GenBank genome assembly.